Molecule: messenger RNA, 543 nt
Organism: Entrophospora sp. SA101
Lineage: Eukaryota; Fungi; Glomeromycota; Glomeromycetes; Entrophosporales; Entrophosporaceae
Source: the annotation of a GenBank genome assembly
AUGAAUGAGGCGACAUACACAGCAACAUGGAUUGCACCAGACUUUGAAUUGUUAAAAGGAAAUGAACCUGAUCUGUUCACAAGCUCAUGGUGUGAAAUGGUGCACCCAUCAUCGAAAUGGAGAAGGCAACUUGUAUAUGGAUCUAAUAAGAAAGCCAGCAGAAAAUGUGAUGGUGCAUUGAGAAGAGAAAUUGACUUUCGGAAACAAGGUGAACUAUGGAGGGUAUGUUUAGCUGGAAAAGAUAAAUAUCUUGUUGAAAAAAUUUACAAACUAGAAAUACCUUGGAAGUUUGAAGAUGAUUGGUUUAAGUUGGAAGAUACUUGCAAGAUGUUAUUAUUAAUAGAAAAAAAAACAAUCAGCAAUUUGCAGAGACUUCCUUACAUUGCAUUGUUCAACAAGAAUCACACAUCGGCAAGUGAUGUUUAUAGCAUUGGUAUUAUAAUGGCCAAAUUGGAAACGCCUCCAUUUUCAGGUUAUGAAUUAAUUUCCAAGAUUUCAACGGUUUUGGGACCUGACUUUGUACCUGGUAUGCCUGGUUAUUAG